Messenger RNA from Drosophila bipectinata, 3554 nucleotides. It is a transcript of the gene p130CAS, whose product is annotated as Serine_rich_CAS and FAT-like_CAS_C domain-containing protein p130CAS. Gene Ontology annotation, cellular component: cytoplasm; plasma membrane. Gene Ontology annotation, biological process: cell migration; cell surface receptor protein tyrosine kinase signaling pathway. Gene Ontology annotation, molecular function: protein binding. The record is from RefSeq and is a predicted model, not a curated record. NCBI's taxonomy places the organism in Eukaryota, Metazoa, Arthropoda, Insecta, Diptera, Drosophilidae.
GACUCGGAGUUCGUGGUCGCUCUGGGGCCCGAAUACAUUUCAGAGCAACGGAUACGAGCUCACUCAACGUCGACGCCUGCUACGGUGCGGAUCGUUCGCGACGGAGCGCUUCGAGAUACGAGAUACGAGAUACUUUUCGUGGCAAACAACAAACCGAAACACUAGUAGAGGAAAGAUACGGCAAAACGGCGACUUGCUGGGCUAGUGCUUUGACAGCGUCUUUUGUUUUCGGGUUUCCAUUCGGCUUUUUGACUGCCCGCGGCUAAACUUGAAAUUAAGCUGAUUCGGCGAAUCUGAGAUACAAGAUACAAAUGCAGAUCCCAAUGCGAAUGCGAAUGCGAAGUUGAAUGCUCACCGCUGAGCUGCAGAUAAAAACAUAGUGAAGUGAGAUACAAGUGGCGAAACACACACAUCGCUCAGACCCACAUCGAGACAUUUUAUUUAUAUUGUCCUGGAUUAAAUAUAUCUAAACAUCUCGAUCCGGGUUCUCAGCAUGCUGGGCUAGCUAAUCUGAAACAGCAAUCGGUGAAAUCUGGAAUCAGUGUUGGAAUCCUACAAUAAAUAGUCAUUCAAGAAAUCCCUUCAAACCCAACAUGCUAGACAGUUCAUCCAUUUCGAUGUCAGCUUCGUGCUGCAGCUCGAAUGCCACAAACACGGACCUGGACUAUGAUGUGCCCGUUUCGCGGCGCAUCCACAUCAAAACGAAACUUUAUGCCAAGGCCAUUUACGAUAAUUAUGCCGACACACCGGACGAACUGCCCUUCAAGAAGGGCGACAUCCUCACGGUCAUCGAACAGGACACGGAGGGCAUUCAGGGAUGGUGGCUCUGCUCCCUCCGCAACCGACAGGGCCUGUGUCCGGGCAAUCGGUUACGCAUCUUGAACUCUUACGACUCCGGCUGCUUCUCGCCAUCGCCAGCCAGCUCACCGAUUCCGUCGCUCGCCGCCAGCACAGCCACGCUGAAUAGUUCUGUCUGCUCGGCGGAUAUCUACGAGAACGGGUCUAUUAGUGGAGCCUCCUCGGCGAGAGGAGCCAUCACUGGACUGGGAACAGAGUCCUCCGCAUCCCAGGGACGGGGUUCGAGGAAAUCUUGGCACGUCUCGCCCCACAAGGUAAUCACACCGCAGCGAUACGGAGAUGUUUACGAGUACAACUGCCCACAAGGAACUGGGGGAUUAGGACCAAGUGCAGGAUCACGCUCGCCCCAUCAACAGAUCUACAGCAACCAAAGAAUUUACCAGAACCUUUCCAUCAUGGCCUCCAAUCCGAAUGGCAGCGAGUUCGAAACCUACGACAUCCCCAAGCCUGCCACCCCAGUCACCCUCACCCAUCCGCGGACUCCCACCUCCGGAUCCUGCAGCUCCAGCCUCGGUACCCGAUUCGAGUCCCUCAAGAGCGUCACCGCCUCCAUCGAGGAGGAGUCGUACGAUGUACCCCGGCCCUUGUCGCAUCAGCAGCAGCCGCUCUCCCACAUGACACCCAGCAGCUCCUCCUCAUCGUUGCUGACCAGCGAUAGCCUCUCGUUAAGCUUCUCCAAUUCCAAUCGCUCGUCACUAGCUAAUAUGCCAGACUACGAUAUCCCACGUCGGAAUCCUAUGCCCGUGCGGCGCCCAGCCUACGAUGUUUCUUUGCCGCCGCUUCAGGAACAGGAGCAGCGAAUGGGAGUUCCAGCCAGCAUCCCCGCCUCAAUCGUUGCCAAAAGCCCCAAGGAGCUGCCUCUGGAACUGAGCUCUGCCCUCGAGACAUUAGCAAGACUGCAGGCUCAGACAACCGCGGCUAUUACCCGUCUGCUCAGCUUUGUGGUGCCCAACUGGCGCAACCGAGCUAACCUGGAGCCGGCUGUCAUGGAGCUGAAGUUGGCGGCCCUGCGACUGCGAACUGCUCUGCAUGAUCUGGCUGAGUUCGGAGAGGGAGCCCUGGGGAACGCGACGCGAUCCGAGGACCGCGGAUUGGCUCUAAAGCUUCGGCCUCUGGUGCGAGCUCUUCGGGACGCCAAUAAGUUGAUUCAUGACUCCUCGGAAGCUUUGGACGCACAAGGCGGUUGGUCCGUGGAUCUGCUGGCGCGCAGUGAUGAAAAGCAUGGCUGUCGUCCACCGGAUGCCUUGGACCAGUUGAUGGCCUGCGCCCAAACACUCACCGAAGACGUCCGCUCAACCACCAGUUUCAUUCAGGGAAAUGCUUCUCUGCUCUUCAAGCGCCAACUGCCAGCAGAGCACAACGGAGGCACUCCCAACCCUGCGGAGGGCGGUCAGUGCAGCGCCGAGUGGCUGGAGGACUAUGACUACGUCUCUUUCGAGUCGAAGGACGCAGCAGCUCGUAAAAACCAAGCUCUGCGCGAGGCCAUUCCUGCUAGUCUCAAGACGCAGUUCGACACGGUAAUACGCUCAGCGGAAAGCGCGGCCAUGGGAGUCGGCUCAGGUGCCAGUUCUGGAUCAGGGGCCAACCCUCUCUCAGCUGAGCUGGCCACGACGCCGUGCAAGUCUCCCGAGAUGACCGACAAGGACAAGAAGCUGGUACGCUACUACGCCCAGCAGAUCUCCACGCACAUGGGCAACUUGAUGCAGGCGAUCGACUCUUUCCUGGAAACCGUGGAGAAGAAUCAGCCCCCAAAGUUCUUCAUUGCCUAUGGAAAAUUCGUUGUUGUGAGUGCCCACAACCUGGUGACCAUCGGUGAUAACGUGCACCGCAAUAUUUCGAAGGAGGCGUUGCGCGACAAGAUUCUGCGAUGCACCAAUGGACUGUCGGAGGCUCUGAAGACGUGUGUCUCCAAAUCAAAGCGGGCUGCCGCCCACUUUCCGAGCGGUAGUGCUGUCCAGGAGAUGGUGGAUUCCGUGCUGCAGAUUAACAGCCUGGCUCGCGAGCUGAAAACCGUAAUGCUUCAGGCGGUGCACCUAUCGGCUGUGGUGGGAGUGGGCGCCUGAAAGCCUUAUGGGGCCCAUCCCAUCGGGAACAGUAUUAGCAGCAGGAAUCUUGCUGUCCAACGAUCGUAGAUGAGUCUUCCCGCCCCACAUCGCCAUGUUCCUUACACUUCGUCUCCGCUUAUAUCUGAAGCCGGCAUAUCUCCAGCAGACAGCGUUGAAGUCGCUUAUAAUUUGCAUGUGAUAUUUUAAGCAAAGCAUCUGAGAAUGGAGAGCACCAGUCCGCGAUCGUCCGCUCUGUGCCAGACGAUCAGGGAUUCUGGAUGCUCCGCCCAUCAGAGACAGUCGCCUCGUCUAAGUUUCGAUUUUGUACAUAGUAUACCAGUAGUCCUUAGCGUUUGUAAAUUCACAUUUCCUUUCCAUCCUCCGCCAUGCAGUUACGUAUUUCCACAUUGUAGCCGCCGCACAGCUGCGCCCACGCAUUAGCCAGAAUCUGGAAGAUUUAGAAUCCGACAGCUUGCAUAGCACCUACAGAUAGUCAAAGAUGUGCGAAAAUUCAUACAUAUACACACUACCCAUUAACAAUAAGCGAACUGUAACAUUAUAUACAUAAAUAUUUGAAAAUAUCAAGCGAAAACUUUACAAAGGGAUUAAAAAUAAGAUAAUAAUAAAGAUAAUAAAUUAAUCUUAGAAACU